This is a messenger RNA of Diospyros lotus (date-plum), 786 nucleotides long. RefSeq names its product vacuolar iron transporter homolog 2-like. NCBI's taxonomy places the organism in Eukaryota, Viridiplantae, Streptophyta, Magnoliopsida, Ericales, Ebenaceae. Gene Ontology annotation, molecular function: iron ion transmembrane transporter activity; manganese ion transmembrane transporter activity. The transcript has a single exon. The record is from RefSeq and is a predicted model, not a curated record. Gene Ontology annotation, cellular component: membrane. Gene Ontology annotation, biological process: intracellular manganese ion homeostasis. The coding region runs from base 55 to 672 and encodes 205 amino acids.
CACUCACUACUGAUUAUCUCUUCUUCUUCGCUUAUCAACUUUUAGUAUUCAUCCAUGGCUUCGUCUUCCAACCAAGCUUCUCUUGCCGCCCUAGAAGCCAUGGAAAUGGAAGACACAGCCUUCGACUACUCCAAACGCUCUCAGUGGCUCCGAGCGGCCGUCCUCGGCGCCAACGACGGCCUGGUUUCCACCGCCUCCUUAAUGAUGGGAGUUGGCGCCGUCAAGCAAGACAUCAAGGCUAUGAUCCUCACCGGCUUCGCGGGGCUCGUGGCCGGCGCCUGCAGCAUGGCCAUCGGUGAGUUCGUCUCCGUCUACUCGCAGCUCGACAUAGAGGUGGCCCAGAUGAAGCGAGACAAGAAGGAAGGUGAUCAAAACGCGGAGGAGAAGGAGAGCCUGCCGAACCCAUUGCAGGCGGCUGCUGCUUCGGCUUUCGCGUUCUCGGUUGGGGCAAUGGUGCCGCUGCUGGCGGCUUCGUUUAUCAGGGAUUACAGGGUUAGGGUUGGGGCGGUGGUGGCGGCCGCGAGCUUGGCCCUGGUGGUGUUCGGGUGGCUGGGGGCGGCGUUGGGGAAGGCGCCGGUGGUGAGGUCUGGGAUUAGGGUUUUGGUCGGAGGGUGGCUGGCCAUGGCCAUUACCUUUGGGUUGACAAAGCUCAUUGCUUCAAGUGGGCUGUAAAUUAACUACAAGCUCUCAAAACCCAAGAAAUUAAGGAAGAAGAUGAUGAUGAUGAUGAAAGAAAGUGGGUUGUAAAUUAAAAGAACUACAAAUCUAUAAAAGGCUUGUUUGAAA